Molecule: messenger RNA, 2010 nt
Organism: Bolinopsis microptera
Lineage: Eukaryota; Metazoa; Ctenophora; Tentaculata; Lobata; Bolinopsidae
Exons: 5
Coding region: 160-1908 (582 amino acids)
Biological process (GO): neuropeptide signaling pathway
Cellular component (GO): plasma membrane
Molecular function (GO): G protein-coupled peptide receptor activity
Source: RefSeq, a predicted model, not a curated record
AGAUAAAAGGUUGUUCGAAGCCACACCCCCUCAGCUGAUGACCCGUGCAAUAACCCUUGCAACAACACAGCACGUGUAAUAACACAGCACGUGCAAUAACACAGCACGUGCAAUAACACAGCACGUGCAAUAACACAGCAACCCGCUGCAGACUGGACCAUGUCAGACACUUCCACUACAUUAGUGGCUAUUGUUGCCUUGCUUGCUCUUGUGGGGAAUGUCUUGAUAACUUUAGUGGGUUUAAAGCUCCCCGCUCAUCCCAAGAACUUGACACAGAUAUUCCUGAUAAGUCUCUCAGUGGCUGAUAUAAUACUGAGUCUACAAGUUCCCUUCUACAUUCUGGGACUGCAGAAUGAGGAGUGGGGGUACUUUCCACAAGUGGGUGAAACCCCUGGCAACCCUACUGCUGAACCUUCUACUACGCUGAAGGUUUUCUGCAGUAUCUCCAGCUUCCUUCUCUGGACCACUAUAAAAGCUAACAUCUUCAUGGUUAUGGUGAUGGGGUUCGACAGGAUGGUAGCUACCUGCUACGCGGCCACGUAUUUAAAGACUGUAAAGAGACAGUACGCCCAGGUAGCUUGUACAAUUGUCUGGAUCCUCUCUUUCCUUUUAGCUGCUUUGCCUGGUGUUAUUACUGUUAUCACUACUGAUAACAAUCCUUACUCUUACGAUCACAGGUUCCGAACCUGCACUCCCUUCCCUGACUUCUGUCACAAACAAGGAAGUGGGACACAUAAACACAUGUCACACUUCCUGGUGUACUUCCUAAUUGAACUGGUGGUCACCUUCUUCAUACCUCUUAUCUGCAUCACUAUCUGCUACUUCCUUAUCUGCUCCAAAAUAUUCAACCUAAAGAAAAUACGGACAAUCAGCAGGCACUUCAGUAAGAAACAGAUAUUCAAGUCGGCCAAGUCCGACAAGAAUAAAGACAGCAAACCUUCCUCACCGGAGGAGGGGGCGAGUAAAGACAAGUUUAACGAGAAUUACCCUAGUAACAGUAACCCUAGUGACAAGUCUAAAGAGAAGGACUCCUCCUUCGCCAUGAUAACCUCUGAAGAGCAGAGCGCUGAGGGAGAACACAAGAAACAAGAGAGCAGAAUCUCAGAACAAUCCAGGUCAGGGUUCAGGAUAAACAUGAACCACACAGCUGAGCAUCAGAUCAGUGAGGAGUCUGUGUACCCGGUAGAUACCAAACCUCAGGGUUACAAACUCAAUAUCAGUAGCUCACCUCCGGUCAAACAACCUAAAUUUGGACUGUACCCGAACAGCUCUCGAGUUAGCAACGAGUGUAAUGACGAGUGUAGUAACAAGGAGUGUAGCGAGGUAAUACCGAGCACUAGGAAGGCCCUGUCUCUGUACCCAGACACAGUUAACAUAGGUGAGGAGUGUAGCGAGGAGACCCUGCCCAACAUGACUGAACCUCAGCUAUACUCAAUAGAUCCUAACAUGCAGAGGAGAAGGUUUAACUUCUUUACCUCUGGAGAAGAUGACGAGUUCGCGGAGUGUCCCGAACCUGGCUCUAAAACUGGUAUUCUAGCUAGCAGUAUCAAUGUUAUAGAGAAACAUUACAACGCAAUUGAGGCAGCACAGAAGGAACUUGCUAAGAAGAUGAGGGUUUACAAAUACCAGAUCAGGGUGGCUAGAACAGCCGUAGUGGUGUGCACCUUCUUCUUUAUGUGCUACCUCGUCUACGAGAUAGGAACCCUCUAUGUUAUGUGGGGCGUCGCGUGUGACGACAAGGACCCGGACUCUAAAAUCAACCUCUUUAUCAAAAGUUCCCACGGCUUCUUGUUUCUGAACAGUGCUCUCAAUGUGCUGGUAUACGGACUAAUGCACAGGACUGUCAGAGCUCAUUUGUCUAAGAUUUGUGCCGCUUGCACUGCUAAAUCUGCUAAUAGUUCUUCUUGAUAGUUACAGUUUUUGAUUGUUGUUUUGACAGUUUUUUUCGUUGUUGUUUUUUCUAUUUUUACCGAAUGUUUAGUUGUUUAAUACGAAUUAUUUAGUAUGAUA